AUGCCGGUGACCUUCGAGGAGGUGGCUGUGUAUUUCACCGAGGGGCAGGGGCCUCUGCUGGACCCCUCUCAGAGAGCCCUCUACAGGGACGUCAUGCAGGAGAACUACAAGAUGGUGACCUCACUGGGAUUUCCCAUUCCCAAACCUGACUUGAUCGCCCGGCUGGAACGAGGGGAAGAGCCGUGGGUCCCAGAUAUUCAGACCUCUGAGGAAUCGGAGAUCCCAAGAGGCAGCCACACAGCAGUUGAUGAGAUGAUGAUGAGUGAGAACAAGGAGAAGAAUCCACAAGAGGAAGAUCCCGAGCAAGUGGAAUUGCAGGGAAACUUUUUGAGAAGAGCUGAAGGGAAUUUUUCCCAAUCCUUGGAACAGGGAAAAGCUUGGAGGAGUCAGCAGAGAUCAGAGAGGCAGCUGGGAAACCACCCAAUAAAGAAAGAUGAUGAAUCCGUUGAAUGUGGGGCAGGAUGCAAGGACCCCAGGGAAACCACAGCCCUGCAGACAAAUCACAAGGAAGAGAAACCCUAUAAGUGUCUCAACUGUGGGAAAAGCUUCAAUCGGAAAUCGAACCUUAUCGCUCAUCAGAGAAUACACACAGGAGAGAGACUUUAUAAAUGCCUGGACUGUGGGAAAAGCUUCAGUCAGAGCUCACACCUUAUUAUGCAUCUGAGAGUGCACACAGGAGAGAGACCCUAUAAGU
Messenger RNA from Terrapene triunguis (Three-toed box turtle), 694 nucleotides. RefSeq names its product zinc finger protein 251-like. The transcript is spliced from 3 exons. Gene Ontology annotation, biological process: regulation of DNA-templated transcription. NCBI's taxonomy places the organism in Eukaryota, Metazoa, Chordata, Testudines, Emydidae. The annotation marks the transcript as partial. The record is from RefSeq and is a predicted model, not a curated record.